GUUACCUUGCUGACUUUGUCGUAUUGAAAUGGAUACCUAAUCUUCUGUAUAUAAUUCAAAGAGAUUUAUGCAAGAUGCUAACAAACUUGUAUAAUCUCUCAUCCAUAAUGGAAACUUUAAACUCUAACAGCUUACUUAGCCUCCAUAGAACUCGAAUAAUAUCCGAGGUUCGAUUAUCUUCCCCUUCAAUAAAUGGAAGUAGCUUCAUCAACUUAUCAACAUUCAAGAUUCAGCGAAGUGCAAGUUCAAAUUCAUUAGCUUGGAGCAAUAUGAAUUUAAGAAAAAAUUGCAUGGGAGCAGUAAUUGCAGCACAGGGCAAUGAUAAAGUUGAAGUAUCAGCUGCUACUCCAGGCCCUUCUUCUGAAAACCCUUGGUAUAAGUGGUUGCUUGGUGUAAUUAUAUCAUUAGUCUUCCCCUUUGCACGUAAUAAAUGGGGACCAUUAUUGACUUUAAAAAAUAAAGUAGACACGGCGGUGGAGACGGUUGAAGUGGUGGUAGAAACAGUUGAAAAAGUGGCAGAGGGAGUCUACCAUGUUGCUGAUGAAGUGGCCAAUCAACUUCCAGAAGGUGGGAAAUUGCAAAACAUAGUUUGUGAAGUAGCAAAUGUGGCGGAGGAGGCGGCAAAAGAUGCCCACUUCGUAGAUCAACUCAUUGAAAAGGUCGAAGACAUUGAGAAACAAGUGGUAUCUACUUUUUUGGGUGAAGAACAAGAAACGGCCACAAAAGUAAAAGACAGCGAAAUCAAAGAAGAUAAUACACAAACUAAGAAAGAAUUGGAACAAAAACAAGAGAAAGCCUUGGAAUUUCAAGUCCCAAGUGAUGCAAGUAUAGAUGAUCAGCCUAAAUAAUCCAGAAUUCAUUUAUUUAAUUUUCGUGCUUAUUAGUGAUCACUUUGAUGUGAUUAUAUAUGAUAGAGCAUAAUAAUACAGAUUGGGUGAAUUUGUAGCA
Messenger RNA from Beta vulgaris subsp. vulgaris (sugar beet), 948 nucleotides. RefSeq lists its product as uncharacterized. NCBI's taxonomy places the organism in Eukaryota, Viridiplantae, Streptophyta, Magnoliopsida, Caryophyllales, Amaranthaceae. The transcript is spliced from 5 exons. Bases 75 to 848 code for a protein of 257 amino acids. The record is from RefSeq and is a predicted model, not a curated record.